This is a messenger RNA of Misgurnus anguillicaudatus (oriental weatherfish), 1558 nucleotides long. Its product is annotated as alcohol dehydrogenase 1. Gene Ontology annotation, molecular function: S-(hydroxymethyl)glutathione dehydrogenase [NAD(P)+] activity; zinc ion binding; alcohol dehydrogenase (NAD+) activity. The record is from RefSeq and is a predicted model, not a curated record. Gene Ontology annotation, cellular component: cytosol. NCBI's taxonomy places the organism in Eukaryota, Metazoa, Chordata, Actinopteri, Cypriniformes, Cobitidae. Gene Ontology annotation, biological process: formaldehyde catabolic process.
UGAAAGACAGAGCGAGAGAGAUGGGUGGAGAGAUUGCUUCAUCUGUAUAAAAGCAGGGUACAAAAACAACAGGCAAAAAAUCUUUGCUCUCUUUGCAUUCAGCACAACAAUACGACUACAUUGGGAGAUGGCCACUGCAGGGAAGGUGAUUAAAUGUAAGGCUGCUGUUGCCUGGGAACCCAAUGCUCCCCUGGUGAUGGAGGAAAUAGAGGUGGCACCACCGCAGGAGGGAGAAAUACGUAUUAAGGUUAUAGCUACAGGUGUGUGUCACAGCGAUCUUUAUCACCUGUUUGAGAGUCAGCUGAAGAAGGGCUUCCCCACUGUUCUGGGUCAUGAAGGGGCCGGUGUGGUGGAGAGUGUGGGACCUGGAGUCACUGAUUUUAAACCAGGGGAUAAAGUCAUCACGCUCUUUCUCUGUCAGUGUGGAGAAUGCAGGUUCUGCAAAUAUCCAAAAACAAACAUGUGUGAUCGUAGCUGGGCCAACAAGCAUUGUGAUGUGAUGUCCUAUCCCACAACACGUUUCACUUGCCGUGGUCAGCCUAUCCUGCAGUUCGUGGGCACCAGCACCUUCUCCGAGUACACUGUCAUGAACCAGAUCGCUGUGACAAAGAUCCGCGACGAUGCUCCGCUCGAUCGUGUGUGUUUGCUCGCCUGUGGCGUCUCUACUGGCUAUGGAGCAGCUGUCAAUACGGCUGCAGUCACACCGGGCUCCGUGUGUGCAGUUUUCGGGCUGGGUGCGGUGGGUCUUGCCGCAGUCAUGGGCUGUAAAAAUGCAGGAGCCUCUCGGAUCUUUGCCGUUGAUAUUAACGAAGAGAAGUUUAAGAAGGCAAAGGUGUUCGGUGCCACCGAUUUUGUGAAUCCGAAAUCAUACGAUAAACCUAUCAGCGAGGUGCUCGCAGAGAUGACCAAUGGAGGAGUGGACUUCUCUCUUGAGUGUGUAGGCAACACAGAAGUAAUGAGGAGUGCACUGGAGUCAUGUGUUAAAGGUUGGGGUGUGAGUGUUUUGGUCGGAUGGACUGAUGUGAAAGACUUUUCCGCAAGGCCCCUUCAGCUCAUAUCUGGGAAAACUUGGAAGGGUUCUCUGUUUGGAGGUUUUAAGAGCAAGGAGUGUGUUCCAAGACUUGUUGAGGACUACAUGUCUGGCAAAAUAAUGCUUGAUGAGUUCAUAACCCACAACAUGCCUCUGGAGAAGGUCAAUGAUGCCAUCAACCUUAUGAAGACUGGAGAAUGCAUUCGAACCAUCCUGAAUAUAUCAAAAUAAAAGGCAAUCUUCUUCCAAAAGUUAAAGAGUCGCUACUUGCCUCCUCCCUGUUUGUAAUGUAUAACAACAGGGUUCAAGGAUCCAUUUUAAUUGCAUUGUCUAGCUUACUGCUUUAUAAAGUGCUUUGUUUCACUUGUUUCUAAGUAAAAAAAAGACAUUUCAGCACAUUAAGACAACAUUAUAUGUAGUUGUAUUGUAACCAAGCAAAGUUUAUAUCAAUCUAUUAAACUCUUUUAUAAUGCACAAACAUUAACAAUUAAAGUUAUCUUUUGCAAAUAAAAAUAAGCAUGUAAAUCA